This is a messenger RNA of Closterium sp. Yama58-4, 342 nucleotides long. Lineage: Eukaryota; Viridiplantae; Streptophyta; Zygnematophyceae; Desmidiales; Closteriaceae. The record is from the annotation of a GenBank genome assembly.
AUGCAGGCUCAGCCUACAUUCCCGCGGACGACCGGCGGAAUAAGGCGUCUGCUUGAUGAGGAUAAUGAUGACGAUGAUGAUGACGAUGAUGAUGAUGAUGACGAUGAUGAUGACGAUGACUAUGAUGAUGACGAUGAUGAUGACGAUGACGAUGAUGACUAUGAUGAUGACGAAGACGACAACGAUUAUGACGGCAACCGCAGUGAUAAUAAUGGCAAGGACCUCAGCAAAUGCGUGGAGGAGUAUAAGCGUGCCGUGCAGUGGUGCAUGGUGAAACCCUUGAAGGGCGAGUGCGAUAAGGAGACUUAUAAGGCGUACAAGGAGUGCAAGGGGAAGAACUGA